AGCAGUGGAGAAACUGUCUUCAGGAGUUGGGCCCGAGUGUGAGGCUGGUACCCAGCUAUGCACUGCACCCCCCUUUCAAAUCCUCCUGCAGGCCUGAUCUGACUGAGGUCAAGGGGUGCCUACUGCCAUGAGGCGGGGAGCCCUGAGGCUUGGCCAGGGCAGUGGGUGUCGUCAUUGCCUCUGCCGGAGAAGGCAUGUCAGACUAGGCCUGCAAUUCCUUUUUUGGACUCCAGAUCUGGAAGAAAUUAAUUUAAACCUGGAAUCCCUCAGCCAAUUCUGAAAGCAGGAUGUGGACUAUACCUGUAUGUUAAAGUGGUUCCUGUCUCGUGUUUCAUAGUGAAAAAUACCGAAGAAGAUUCCUCCUUCCUUCUAUCAGCGAACAGUUCUCUUUCCCUUGGACCUGCUGUCUGUGUUCUGAAGAAAUAGUGUUCUUAUACCAUGGGAAGUGGUACCUCAACCCAACAUCAUUUUGCUUUCCAGAAUGCAGAGAAAGCCUUCAAGGCAGCGGCCCUGAUCCAGAGGUGGUACCGGCGCUACACGGCACGCCUGGAGAUGAGGCGGCAGUGCACCUGGAGCAUCUUCCAGUCCAUAGAGUACGCUGGGCAGCAGGACCAGGUCAAGCUCCACGAUUUCUUCAGUUACCUGGUCGAUCACUUCACCCCCAGCAGUCACAAUGAGAGGGACUUCCUGAACCGCAUGUUCACCGAGGAGACUGCCCCCCAGGACUCUGAGAUGGAGAACUGUAGUGACUAUGAGUCUAUAGAGGUUCCGGAUGAUUACACAGGGCCUCACCUCUCCUUCCCGCUCCUUCCCGAUCACGCAACUGCCUUGGUGGAAGCCUUCAGACUGAAACAGCAGCUACAUGCUCGCUAUGUCUUGAAUCUUUUGCACGAAACCAGAAAACAUCUGGUACAACUGCCAAACAUCAACCGGGUCUCGACCUGUUACAGCGAGGAGAUCACAGUGUGUGGAGAUUUACAUGGCCAGUUGGACGACUUAAUAUUUAUAUUUUAUAAGAAUGGCCUCCCAUCACCAGAGCGAGCCUACGUGUUCAAUGGUGACUUUGUGGAUCGAGGACAGGAUUCGGUAGAAAUCCUGAUGGUUCUUUUUGCCUUCAUGUUGGUUUACCCCAAAGGAUUCCAUCUUAACCGAGGAAACCACGAGGACUACCUGGUGAAUCUACGAUAUGGCUUCACCAAGGAAGUAAUGCACAAAUACAAGGUGCAUGGCAAGAAAAUACUAAAAAUGCUGCAAGAUGUUUUCUGUUGGCUCCCCCUGGCCACUGUGGUUGAUGAGAAAGUCCUGAUUCUUCACGGUGGGGUGUCCGACGUGACUGACCUGGAGCUCCUGUCUAAGCUAGACAGGCACAAGAUUGUUUCCACCUUGAGGUGCAAAACAAGAAAAGAGAACGAGAAGCAGGUGGAGGAGCAGGAAAAAGCAAAGCAGAGGAGCUCUGCAGGGAGACCUUCCCCGUGGUUUCUCCCCCAGAGCCGCUCUCUCCCCUCUUCGCCCCUUCGCCUCAGCUCCCACCAGGCCCACAAAGCUGGACGCUCCUCCAGCGUCCCCUGCAGUGGCCCCCUGGACCCCAGAUGGCUCUCCUGGCAGGCGAGGCGCUCCGUGGACCUGGAGCUGGAGAGGUGCCGGCAGCAAGCCGGCUUCCCGGUGAUCAAGGAGAAGGAGGAGCCCUGGCUCUGCAGGGCAGAAGCCGACUCUGAAGCAGGGGAGCUGCUGGAGCCCACGCAGGAGGAGUGGCGGCAGGUCGUAGAUAUACUGUGGAGUGAUCCCAUGGCUCAGGAGGGCUGCAAGGCCAACACUGUUCGAGGAGGAGGCUGUUAUUUUGGGCCGAAUGUGACAAAACAGUUGCUGCAGAAAUACAAUCUGCAAUUCCUGAUCCGCUCACAUGAGUGCAAACCCGAAGGCUAUGAAUUCUGCCAUGGCCGCAAGGUGCUAACCAUCUUUUCUGCCUCCAACUACUAUGAAGUUGGCAGUAACAGAGGGGCCUACGUCAAGCUGGGGCCAGCCCUGAGCCCACACAUCGUGCAGUAUCAAGCCAACAGGGCUACCCACAGGCUGACCAUGAGGCAAAGGAUUAGCCGAGUAGAGGAGUCAGCUCUAAGAGCUCUGCGAAACAAGUUAUUUGCCCAUUCCUCAGAUCUUCUUGAUGAAUUUAAGAAGCACGAUAAAGAUAAAACUGGUUUAAUCCCCCUGGGCGAGUGGGCAGCAGCCGUGGAGUCGGUGCUGCGCCUGGGGCUGCCAUGGCGGGUGCUGAGGCCACAGCUGGUGAACAGCUCAGCAGGUAACAUGCUGGAGUACAAGUCCUGGCUGGAAGACUUGGCCAAAGAACAACCAAGUUUCAAGAACAUCCAGUCAAGUUUGCUGGAAACACUGUAUCGAAACCGAUCCAACCUGGAGACCAUUUUUAGGAUCAUAGACAGCGAUCACUCAGGUUUCAUCUCACUGGACGAGUUCAGGCAGACUUGGAAACUGUUCAGCUCUCAUAUGAAGAUUGACAUCACCGAUGGCUGUGUCUGCGACCUUGCCCGGAGCAUUGACUUCAACAAGGAUGGCCGCAUUGACAUCAAUGAGUUCCUGGAGGCCUUCCGCCUUGUAGAGCAGUCCUGCUCAGAGGGCAGUGACUCAGACCGCCCGCAGGCCCCAAACACUAAUGACAGCGGCGCCAGCCAGCCAGCAGCACACUGAAGAGUUUGGUUUCUGUUACCCACAUUGCCUCAUAAGCAAUGCCAAGCGUGUCACUGCAAUAGCUCUCUUAUUCUCCAUAGAUUUAUGAAGCUUUAUGCUGAGAAUUUGCUGACCAACAUGCAUCACAAUCCCCUGUGUGUUUGUGGGUGCCCUGUGUGUGUGUGUGUGUGUGUGUGUGUGUGGUGUAUUUUUAAAUAUACAGGCACAAACCCAUCUCAGAAUUUUCACAAGGUGGGACCCAGGUAUAAGUAUUUUUAAUUCUGAAGUCUACCCCAUUAUGAAUCACUGAUCAUUCAACCCCCUCAUUGUUUCCAUUUUAUACUUUUUAUUUGUUGUUUUUAAAAUGCCAUACUGAUAAAGGAAAGCUAUGGAAAAUCAUUUAUGAAACCCCAUGACCUGAACAUAUGGAUUCUCUUUAUUAUUUACUUUUUCUUACUAUUACUAUAAUAUCGUAUAAUUUAAUUGUUCUGCUUUUUAAAAUAAAUCCAUAUCUAAUUAUAAAUACUUAUGUUUUACAUAGUCUUCAGGAUUAUUAGUUUAAAGGAUGCAUAAGUUUUUUCAAAUGGAUGCUCUAUAAUCUGUUCAGCGGUUUGUCAAUUGUUCAGCAUGUAUUUUGUUUCCAGUUUUUCUUCAUUAUAAAUAACAUGGUGGUUAAUAACU
Phyllostomus hastatus (greater spear-nosed bat) is the source of this 3360-nucleotide messenger RNA. RefSeq names its product protein phosphatase with EF-hand domain 2 (gene PPEF2). The coding region runs from base 439 to 2700 and encodes 753 amino acids. Gene Ontology annotation, cellular component: nucleus; cytosol. The record is from RefSeq and is a predicted model, not a curated record. Gene Ontology annotation, molecular function: manganese ion binding; Hsp90 protein binding; protein serine/threonine phosphatase activity. The transcript has 17 exons. Gene Ontology annotation, biological process: detection of stimulus involved in sensory perception; negative regulation of MAPK cascade. NCBI's taxonomy places the organism in Eukaryota, Metazoa, Chordata, Mammalia, Chiroptera, Phyllostomidae.